Messenger RNA from Spea bombifrons (plains spadefoot toad), 2667 nucleotides. RefSeq names its product leucine rich repeat and fibronectin type III domain containing 1 (gene LRFN1). The coding region runs from base 255 to 2477 and encodes 740 amino acids. The record is from RefSeq and is a predicted model, not a curated record. Lineage: Eukaryota; Metazoa; Chordata; Amphibia; Anura; Pelobatidae. Gene Ontology annotation, molecular function: protein binding. The transcript has 3 exons.
GAGUGGAGGAGGCUGCAUGCGGAUCGGAUGCCGAGGGGCGAACAUGGCUGCUGCCCUGCUGGGGGCAUUAAGAAGGAACACGAGCUGAGGAGCUGGGGCAGCUUCGUUAUGGAUGGAGGAAAACUUGCCCCGCGAAUGCCCCAGCGCCACCCGCUGCCUCUCCGGUGGUGAGGGGGGAGGGGCUGCUGCAGGAGGAGAGGGCAGAUCCGGGUGCAUGGCAGAGCGAUACUGAAGAUUCUCUUGGCCGAGGGGCCAUGGAGAUGCUGUUGUCUCUGCUGGUGAUGGGAGCCCUGGGGCAUAUGGGGGCAGCACAGCAUUGCCCCGGCCGCUGCAUCUGCCAGACCAACUCUCCGACCCUGACCAUGCUGUGCGCCAAGACGGGGCUCCUGUUUGUGCCACCUGCCAUUGACCGUCGGACGGUCGAACUGCGCCUUACCGACAAUUUUAUCACCAUCAUCAGACGGAAGGACUUUGCCAACAUGACCAACCUGGUGCACCUGACUCUGUCGCGGAAUACCAUUAGCCAGAUAAUACCGCUGGCGUUCUCCGACCUGCGCGCUCUAAGGGCCCUGCACAUGAACAACAACAGACUGUCUGCUCUAAGACACGAACACUUCAGAGGUCUGGGUAAUUUACGUCACCUCAUUCUGGGUAACAACCAGAUCAAUUCCAUCCAACAGGGCGCCUUCAACGAGUUCCUGUCCACGGUGGAGGACCUGGACCUUUCUUACAACAACCUGGAGAUGCUGCCUUGGGAGGACAUCGGGCAAAUGGUCAACCUCAACACACUGACCUUAGACCACAAUUUAAUUGACUACAUUGCAGAAGGGACAUUUACCAUGCUUAAUAAGUUAGUGAGACUCGAUAUGACCUCCAACCGAUUGCACAAGCUGCCCCCAGACAACCUCUUCCUCAGGUCUCAGGUUCUGGCCAACGCGAGAGGCUCCAACCCUUCAUCUCUAUCCAUCAGCUUUGGAGGGAACCCUCUGCACUGCAACUGUGAACUUCUCUGGCUCCGACGCCUAACCAGAGAAGAUGACCUGGAGACAUGCGCCUCCCCGGAGCAGCUGACCGACAAGUAUUUUUGGUCCAUCCAGGAGGAGGAGUUCAUAUGUGAUCCUCCGCUUAUCACCCGACACUACUCCAGCAAGCCCUUUGUCAUGGAAGGGCAAGCGGUCAGCUUAAAGUGCAAGGCAGUAGGAGACCCCGAGCCAUCGAUCCAUUGGAUUGGCCCAGAUGGGAAGCUGAUCCACAAUACAACCAGGAUCUUGGCUCAUGAUAACGGGACGCUGGAUAUCGUGAUAACCACGCUAAAAGAUAGCGGUGCCUUCACUUGCAUUGCCUCCAACGCGGCCGGAGAGGCCACCGCCCCUGUGGAUUUGGCAGUGGUCCCCCUUCCACUCCUGGUCAACAAUACGGCACACAUGAAAGAGUCGGAUCCUGGGUCCUCUGACAUCACAACCUCCGCAAAGUCCGGAUUCAAUGAUACCAAGAACCUGCAGGACAGAAGGAUUGUGGUGGACAAACUCAGGUCCACGUCUGUGGUCAUCCAGUGGCCGCCCGAGCGCCACAUUCCUGGAAUCCGCAUGUAUCAGAUCCAGUAUAACAGCUCGCUCGACGACUCUCUGGUCUACAGGAUGAUCCCCCCCGGUAACCGCAGCUUCCUGGUGAACGACCUGGCGCCCGGCCGGGAGUACGAUCUCUGCGUCCUGGCCGUGUAUGACGACGGGAUGACGUCGCUGACCGCCACUCGGGUGGUGGGCUGCGUCCAGUUCAGCACGCGGGAAGAGCCGGGCCGAUGCCAGCCCCUCCACACUCAGUUCCUGGGGGGCACCAUGAUCAUCAUCAUCGGGGGGAUUAUCGUGGCGUCCGUGCUGGUCUUUAUAAUCAUCCUGAUGAUCAGAUACAAGGUGUACAGCGGCCAAGAGGAAGGAGGCAAAGCCGGAGUCAGUAACGUGUACUCCCAGACCAACGGGCAGCAAGCCGCCGCGUGUGCACACGCGUGUGCCAAGCUCGGAGACAAUAACUAUGAACCUUUGUCCAAAGAGCCUCCAGCGGAGGCCAAAGACCCCGGGAAAAGAGAGGAGCCUCCGCUUUCACCUGCCCCGACCCCUCUGACCAAGCUGGACAAGAGAAGAACUCAGACAUCAAAUGACCUCCAGACGGUGGCCCUCCUGUCCUCCCUGUCCGGGGAUGGAGAUCAGACGGAGACGAGCGCCUUGGGCUCCACCACCUCUCUGUGUCUGAUGGCCGCUGAAACGCAAAGUCGAGUCGGAGCCAAACCGGCCCCCAGGACUUAUCAGCACCGCUUCUCGUUUGAUGGAGACUACAGCCUGUUCCAGAGCCACAGUUACCCCCGACGGGCACGGACAAAGAGACACAUGUCCACCUCGGAGCUGCACACUCAGGAGGCUGCCCUGGGGCAUCGGAGGGUGGCAUUUAGUAGCACAGAGUGGAUGAUUGAGAGCACCGUGUGAGGGCAGCGGCCCUCGGGAGGGGCAGGUAGAAUGGAGGGGCAUUUCCGUUCCAUCCCCAUGCUUUGUUUCAGUGUUCACGUUGGGAUCUCCUUCCUCUGAAAUGUUUGCUGUCGCCGGGAUGUCUCCACGCGGGAGCCGUAUGAAGAAUGGGGGCCGAUCAUCGUCACCACCCCCGUACCCGGUGCCGCUU